Messenger RNA from Pteronotus mesoamericanus, 1619 nucleotides. RefSeq names its product chromosome unknown CXorf38 homolog (gene CUNHXorf38). Bases 26 to 988 code for a protein of 320 amino acids. The transcript is spliced from 7 exons. NCBI's taxonomy places the organism in Eukaryota, Metazoa, Chordata, Mammalia, Chiroptera, Mormoopidae. The record is from RefSeq and is a predicted model, not a curated record.
UGGCCUCCAGGGUAGGAGCGGAAGCAUGGUGUUGUCUGAGCUGGCAGUUCGCCUCAACUGCGUGGAGUAUAAGAACUGGGUGAAGGCGGGCCACUGCCUGCUGAUGCUGCGUGGCUGCCUGCAGGGCUUCGUCGGCCGGGAGAUACUAGCCUUCCAUCGCAGCCUGCUUGCCUCCGCCCCCGGCCUGGGCCCCAGCGCCACCUGCCGUAGCGGCUCGCGUUGCAGCCCACACGCCCGCCAGUUUUAUCCUCAGUGUCAGGUGUGCACAGAGUGGAAACGGGAGAUUUUGAAACAUCACACGAACAGAAAUGGAGACAUCUACUGGGGAAACUGCCGGCCGGGACGCUGGCCUGUGGACGCUUGGGAGGUGGCCAAGGCCUUCAUGCCCCGAGGACUGGCAGACAAAACAGGACCUGAGGAAUGUGAUGCAGUUGCUCUUUUAAGUCUCAUCAACUCCUGCGAUCACUUCGUGGUCAAUCGAAAGAAAGUCACAGAGGUAAUUAAGUGUCGUAAUGAAAUCAUGCACUCUUCGGAGAUGAAAGUAUCUUCUACAUGGCUUCGAGAUUUCCAGAUCAAGAUCCAAAAUUUUCUGGAGGAAUUCCAGAAUAUCCCAGAGAUUGUGGAGGUGUACUCCAGAAUAGAACAGCUGUUGACAUCUGACUGGGCUGUUUACAUCCCUGAGGAAGAUCAUUGCGAUGGGGGUGAAUACGAAACAGGCAUUUACCUGAGUGAGAGCCAAGUAAAUGAAAUAGAAAUGGAAUUUCUAAAGGAAAAACUUCAAGAGAUUUAUCUUCAAGCAAAAGAGCAAGAGGUGCUGCCAGAAGAGCUCUUAAAUCAGCUGGAGGUGGUAAAAGAAUUUCUAAGAAACAAUGAAGAUCUUAGAAAUGGUCUUACAGAAGAUAUGCAGAAGCUAGACAGCCUCUAUCUACAGCAUCAGAAAGUGGAUUCAAAGGAACCUGGGGCACAGGCUCCUGAAGGGGAGGCCUGAGGUUGCCCUUUGACAAAAAUCAGACAUGGUCUGUGAAAGUCAGCAUGGCUUCCGUCUCAGCCAUCCUUUUCUGUGCAAAAGGAAAAGCUUGCCAGACUACUCUACCAAACCAAAAAGGAAUUUUUGUUGUCUUUUCCUGGACUUUUCCUUUGACUCUUUGGGAGGUAUUUUUGUUUUUGUUUUUUUAUUCAUAAGCUUGGUGUUGUGCGAUUUAUACUGACCAAAAAAUAUUACUCUUAUGCCAAAACUGUUAUUCAGGGUUUUUGGGUGUUUUUUCUUUUGUUUUGUUACUUAUUUAAAAGGUAAGAUUCUUUUCUGGUCCUAAACUCUAGCUGCUUAGCACAGUAAAGGCUGUGUUUGGCCAGGCCUGUGUGAGGGGUCAUGCAGAGUUCUCUGCCCACUGGCAGACAAGUCCUGCCUCACCCCACCCCCUCCUUCCUGAAAGUCUCAUUCAUGAGGAUGCCCAAGGGGUGAACUGUAAUGUAAGAGUCAAGAUAUAAAUCCUUCCUUUUUGGAAGAAGGUAAGAAAAAAAUUGCCUGAAAGGCCAUUUUCUAGCCAUUUCCAAUUAGUUAUAGAACUAUUGCAACCGUUUCUGGUACCCUGAGGCAGUAGGACAAGGAAGUGGGUCCG